AUGCAACAUCAACAAAUACUACAGCUACUACUAAUAAUCAUACGAUACAAGAAGCCGAGAUUGGUUCUUCGGAGUAAGGCUUGGCAUCAGAACGCCAAUCCCACCCUAUCUUUCAAACGAAAUUUCCAAUCCAGUAAGCAAACGUCCUUCUUCACUACUUUCUCUGUUUUCCUACUGUUACUACUACUCUUCGCCUCUGCCUUCUCCUCCAUUUCUAGUUCUUUGUUUUUUUCCUCCCUCCAUCUUCCCAUUCUUAUAUACCACCAUCUCCACAUCUCAUGUGUUUUCUUUGCUUUUUUCUUGUUCCUCUUCGCUUUUGUUUCUUAUUGUUCCACACUUUUCUUUUCCUUCAUCUUCUCACACUCCUCCUUUAUUCGUUGCUUUUUUCUCUGGCAUUUUCUUCCGUAUCGUCAGCCAUUUUUCUCUCUUCUUCACGGUCUUCCUCUUCUCCAUCGUCUUUCUCUUUUAUACUGCUUUCUCAACUUUUGCCUUCUCAUCUACCUUCUUUCCUAUUUUUUCUUUCUUGCCUUCUCUCGCUUCUUAGGUUCCUUCUCUUUCUUUGGUCUUUCCUUCUCUACUACUUUCUUGACCCUUAUCUCCUCUGCCUCCUUUUCUUUCUUUCUCUUGUUCUUGUUCUUCUUUGAUUCCUUCUCUUUCUCUGUGUUAUUCUCUUUCUAUACUGCCUUCUUCUUUUAUGCUAUCGUCAUUGUCCUCUUUUUCUUCUACGUCGAUAUCUCAUCUUUUUUUCUGCUUUAA
Messenger RNA from Acanthosepion pharaonis, 756 nucleotides. Lineage: Eukaryota; Metazoa; Mollusca; Cephalopoda; Sepiida; Sepiidae. The record is from the annotation of a GenBank genome assembly.